Messenger RNA from Knipowitschia caucasica, 1767 nucleotides. NCBI's taxonomy places the organism in Eukaryota, Metazoa, Chordata, Actinopteri, Gobiiformes, Gobiidae. The record is from the annotation of a GenBank genome assembly.
AUGAGGGAAGGCAAUGAACCCGGUGACGAGCUGAUCGUCACCUACAGAGAGCUGCUGCAGAAGGUCUGUCAGUUCGCCAACGUCCUCAAGUCACAAGGAGUGAAGAAGGGAGACAGAGUGUCCAUCUACAUGCCCAUGGUGGUGGAGCUGGUGGUCGCCAUGUUGGCCUGUGUGCGGAUUGGAGCCGUGCACUCGAUCGUGUUUGCUGGUUUCUCCUCUGAGUCUCUGUGUGAGCGGAUCAUGGACUCGGAGUGCUUGCUGCUCAUCACUGCAGACGGCUUCUACAGAGGAGACAAACUGAUCAACCUGAAGACUCUGGCCGACGACGCUCUACAGAAAUGCAAAGACAAAGGGUUCAGUGUGAAGAGGUGCAUAGUUCUGAAGCAUUUGUCCAAAGAGACCGAAGAAGGGUCCCAGUCUCCACCGGCCAAACGCUCCUGUCCCGAUCUACAGGACAAUCAGACAGGCAGAGUAAAGAAAAGGCGGCCGGUCCCUCAGGUGUCGUGGAACCUAGACGUAGACCAGUGUUGGGACACACUGGUGAAGGGAGCCUCGGACCAGUGCGAGCCAGAGUGGUGUGACUCCGAAGACCCUCUGUUCAUACUCUACACCAGCGGCUCCACCGGCAAGCCCAAGGGCGUCCUCCACACUGUGAGCGGGUACAUGGUCUACACAGCCACCACCUUCAAACUGGUGUUCGACCACCAGCCGCAGGACGUGUACUGGUGCACCGCGGACAUCGGCUGGAUCACCGGACACUCCUACAUCACAUACGGGCCCCUGGCUAAUGGGGCCACCAGCCUCCUGUUCGAGGGGCUGCCCACGUACCCGGAUGUGGGACGCAUGUGGGAGAUUGUGGACAAGUAUCAAGUGACAAAGUUCUACACGGCUCCAACCGCCAUCAGGCUGCUGAUGAAGUACGGCAGCGAGCCAGUGCACAAACAUAAGCGUGACUCGCUGAAGGUCCUGGGCACAGUGGGAGAGCCCAUCAACCCUGAGGCCUGGCACUGGUACUACAGCGUGGUCGGCGACAAGAGGUGUCCCAUCGUCGACACCUUCUGGCAGACGGAGACGGGAGGCCAUGUUUUGACGCCGCUCCCUGCAGCCACGCCCAUGAAGCCUGGAUCCGCAACGUUUCCAUUUUUUGGAGUUGUUCCCGCCAUCUUAAAUGAGUCCGGCGAGGAGCUGGAGGGACCCAGUGAGGGAUACCUGGUUUUCAAACAGCCGUGGCCGGGCAUCAUGAGGACUGUGUACGGGAACCAGCAGCGAUUCGAAACCACAUAUUUUAAGAAGUUUCCCGGAUAUUAUGUCACGGGAGACGGCUGCAAAAGAGAUAAAGAUGGUUACUACUGGAUCACUGGGAGGAUAGACGACAUGUUGAAUGUGUCUGGGCACUUGUUGAGCACGGCGGAGGUGGAGUCUGCGCUGGUGGAGCACGAGUGUGUGGCAGAGGCAGCAGUGGUGGGACGUCCACAUCCUGUUAAAGGGGAGAGUCUGUACUGCUUUGUUACGCUCCGAGAGGGAGUGGACUACGGACGCACGCUGGAGACGCAGCUCCGCAAUAUAGUGAGGGAAAAGAUUGGUGCCAUAGCUACACCAGACUACAUCCAGAAUGCACCUGGACUCCCCAAGACGAGAUCUGGUAAAAUAAUGCGUCGGGUGCUGAGGAAGAUUGCGUGCGGCGAGCGGGACCUGGGGGACAUAUCCACGCUGGCUGACACCUCUGUGGUGGAGCAGCUGUUCCAGGACCGAUGCUGCACAGCAUGA